Molecule: messenger RNA, 1596 nt
Organism: Penicillium soppii
Lineage: Eukaryota; Fungi; Ascomycota; Eurotiomycetes; Eurotiales; Aspergillaceae
Product: oleate hydratase
Exons: 2
Coding region: 1-1596 (531 amino acids)
Biological process (GO): fatty acid metabolic process
Molecular function (GO): oleate hydratase activity; FAD binding
Source: RefSeq, a predicted model, not a curated record
AUGGCGUCCCGGAUGAACAGUCUGCAAAUUGAACCUACCUUUACAGAUGAUAUCGAGAUCUGGAUUCUUGGGAGCGGCAUCGCCUCGCUCACAUCAGCAGUACACUUAAUCCAGGAAGCUAAAAUCGCUCCACAACGAAUCCACAUCAUUGAGAAGCUAGAAAAAGCUGGCGGAGGAUCCGCCAGCACGGGAGAUCCAGUAAAUGGAUACGACUAUCGCGCCGGCGCAAUGCCGGCAUUCAAUAACAUUUACAUGGAGAAGCUUCUAUCCAUGGUGCCUUCGAGUUCAAACCCGAAGAAGACCACGUUGGACGACAUUUGCGAGUUUAGCCGCUCAAAAACACCCCAUAAAGGCCCGAACACCCGAAUUCUCUCACGAAAGUCCUCCGGACUGGCAAGGACUGGCCCGAAUAAACUGGGAGUAGCAUUGAGAGACCGCAUAGCUUUGUAUAUGCUGUCUUCAAAGACGGAACAGGCUCUAGGACGAUCUCGUAUCCAGGAUCACUUUCACUCGAGCUUUUUUCAAAGCAAUUAUUGGUUGGUACUGGCUACCACUUUCGGCAUCGAACCAAGCCAUAGCGCCGCCGAAUUCCGUCGAUAUGUACAUUGGUUCAAAAUCGGCAAACACGAAUUGAACCAUCUACGUCCGCUCGAUAACGGGCAGUAUAACCGCCACGAGUCCAUCAUAGUACCGAUCGCUUGGUUUCUUCAGUCUAGCGGAGUAGACUUCCGCUUCGGAACCACUGUUACGGAUAUCAUCCUUGAACCCGGAACUAAUCGGCGUGUUACCUCUAUCCGUGCGAUCAAAGGCAAUAACCCGGAGAUGAGCAUUGACGUCGGGACCAGAGAUGUCGUGAUUGUAUCCUUAGGCUCAGUGAUAUCUGGCGCAACAAGCGGAACAAAUACCGAGCCACCCUACAUCGAGAUUAGCUGUCCCGAGAAAGACCUGGAUGAAAACUGGCUGUUGUGGCUAGAAUUAUCGACAAAAGACACAAAGUUCGGUAACGCGUACAAUUUCUGCACGCGGAUGGGCGAGUCCAGACAGGAGUCAUUCACUGUGACGCUCAAGAGCCCAGAGUUCUUCAGCCGCUUCACCGAGUUGACUGGCGACCCACCGGGGUCCGGGGUAUUCGUCACCCUUAAAGAUAGCACUUGGCUGCUCAGUCUCAAGAUCCCGGACCAACCUAUGUUUCCUGACCAGCCGGCAGACGUUCAGGUGUUCUGGGGUUAUGCAGUGUUCCCGGAACGAAAAGGAAAUUUUAUCCAAAAACCCAUGCUCGAGUGCUCGGGUAAGGAAAUCAUGACGGAGAUUUUGUACAAUUUGCAAUUCCCGCUGGAACCAAUUCUCAACGAAUCAAUCACUAUUCCUUGUGUGGUGCCGCGUAUGGCGGCACCAUUUUUGCCAAGGGAACACGGUGAUCGGCCACCGGUUAUUCCUGAAGGAGUGACGAAUAUGGCGCUCAUUGGGCAAUUUGUGGACAUUCCAGAUGAAAUUGUUGGGACCAUGGAUUAUUAUGUGAGAGGAGCGCAGAUAGCGGUGCGCCAGUUGAUGGGGUUAGAUCGAGAUGCGACGCUGAUGGAUGACUUUUGUAACUAA